UUCAUAGUCUGUGAUUUUUUUAAUUUUUCAAAACCUAACCCUAAAUCAACCAAUUUGGCAUAUAAUUUUUGAAUUACAAAUCUAAAUUAUUGUAAUAAUGUCUUUGUUUUAUAAUUCGUUAUCAAGAAUAGCACCAAAUCAUGGCAUUCGCUUAAUGCUUACAUUAAGAGGUUUUCAUACUACUCAAGUACACCAAUUGUACGCAUUAUCAUCGUUGGGGAUAGAUGGGUAUUUGCAAACCAGGAAAAAGAUUAGAGAGCAAUUUUCAAAUUUUUCUGAUAAAUUUAGGAUAAAAAUGCAAGAGUUUGCAUUAGAUUCUAAAAACAUGAUAUUCACUGAAGAUUUAAAAAAUAUGGUACAUAUCGCAGAGCCGACAGAUUUGGACUUAGUUGUAAAUAUGGUUAAAAAGUUCAACACGCAAAAGACAGAGUUUAGAUUUGGUUCAUUUGUUUUUGGUCCUAUAGUUAUGAGAAUGUUCCAUUUUCUUGAUGCACCUAAUGAAGCAAUUAAGUGUUUUGAAGAUCCGGAUAAUGAUGGUUUUUUUGAUCAGCUGGUAUCAUAUCAGAUAUUACUUGACUUACUCUACAACCAUCAAAUGUAUGAUAAGAUGUACAAUGUGUUUGAAAGGGUACAAGAAAAACAAUUGAAUAUGUCCAAGUUCCCCAAAUAUCCAGUUGUUUUAAUAAUGGCAGCUUGCUACAAACAGAAUACACCCCAGAGUUUUGAGUAUGCAAAGAAAUUGUGGGGAGAAAUGAUCACUGUAGGCUCCACACCGUUAAGAAGAACUGCAACGCUUAUGGCUGCAUUGGCUUUAAAUCAAGGAGCACCUCAUGUAGCAAUGGAGUCAGUAGCAUUACAGAAACAACAUUAUAUUACUAUUAGGAAUAUUCGAGUUUUGGCAUUGGCACAACUAGGACGAGUUGACGAAGCUAUGCCAAUAUUGAGGGGAGUUUUGGAUGUUGACCGUCCAGAUCAGAAAGACAAACAUACAUUCUUUGAAGAAACAAUUGCGAAAAUACGCGAAGCGGUAAAAAUGACAGAUAAUAAGGAUGUUCAACGAGAAUAUGAAAGUAUUGAAAAAGCCCUUCAAGAUCGUCAUUUAAUCGAUAAUCAGACAUUAGAUCAGCUAAUUACAUCCGAUAUAAAUGUUAAAACGGAUAAGCCUAAUUUACCUCGAGGAAUGCCGAGAAUGCCCUAUGGGAUGCGUCAAAAGAAUAGAAAUAUGCCAUAGUUUUAACAUUAGUUCCUUAGUAAUGUUAUUGGCUUGUACAUAAUUGUGAAUGAGAGAAUGAUUGUCGUGUAUGUUAUUGUUUGUGAGAUUUAUUAUGUGCUGUAAUGUUGUGUUUGUUGAAUUUAGAUGUUAAAUAAAUAAUAGAUUUAA
Vanessa atalanta (red admiral) is the source of this 1381-nucleotide messenger RNA. RefSeq names its product pentatricopeptide repeat-containing protein 2, mitochondrial-like. Gene Ontology annotation, cellular component: mitochondrion. Gene Ontology annotation, molecular function: protein binding; RNA binding. The record is from RefSeq and is a predicted model, not a curated record. Lineage: Eukaryota; Metazoa; Arthropoda; Insecta; Lepidoptera; Nymphalidae. The transcript is spliced from 9 exons. Gene Ontology annotation, biological process: mitochondrion organization; multicellular organism development; regulation of mRNA processing. The coding region runs from base 98 to 1231 and encodes 377 amino acids.